This is a messenger RNA of Oncorhynchus gorbuscha (pink salmon), 1684 nucleotides long. RefSeq lists its product as uncharacterized. The record is from RefSeq and is a predicted model, not a curated record. Bases 63 to 461 code for a protein of 132 amino acids. Lineage: Eukaryota; Metazoa; Chordata; Actinopteri; Salmoniformes; Salmonidae. The transcript has 4 exons.
AGUAUAACUUACAGAGACCAUAAGGUAAGAAGUCACAGAGACAGACAAGCUUGCCGGCAUAGAUGGCAGCCCCAAAACAACCUGGAUCUGGUAAAGAAUUCAACUUUGUGGAUCAGGAUCAAAUCUGGAAAGUUCACGUCAAAAUAGAGCUUGAGUCAGCCAAAGCCUGGCCCAAUAAAUGGGGAUUCUUGACCACGUCCUACAAGACACAGGAGCAGAGCCACAAGCUGAAGGAAGUUGUAAGAUUAGAGCUGCCCCAGCAUCUUAAAACACAUCCUCCUUCCCCACCUGAGAAAUAUAUCCAGGUGGGACCCUCUCCCCCUAUUCCACAGACCACCCAGGCUCUGAUUGGCUGGCGCUCAGCAGUGCCCGAGCUGCAGCUGGAGCGCUACGGAAAGGUCAAGUGUGGGAAGAAGAGCUUUUUGAAGGAGCUUGGCUGGGCUUUCGAUGCCUGCAUAUGAGGAACUCCCCAUACACCCUUGCUGCUCAAUAUAUGACUUUCCCUUAUACUCUGCUCUUGUUUGUCUUUGUGUCCCUCUGUCGAGGUUCUUGCUCCCUCAUUUUUUUUGUCUCAAAUACUCUAAAGUCCUCUGAUAUUAGCACAGUCAGCUAAAACAAAUUGGGAUUUGAUUUAACUCAAUAUUGAUUAAUACUCAAUCAAUACACAAUCUUAAUCUGAUUUUAUUUACUUCUGUCUCUCUCACACUUCAUUUUAACACAAAUAUUGCAUACUAUAUCCAACAAAAUUAGCGCAAUGGGUACUUGAUUUUGUUGCUCCAAUGAAAAUCACUUUAUUAUUAAUAGGAUAUUAUGUUCUUUCAUUCUAUAUUUAAUGGUGCUGUAUUCCCAUAAGUGUCAUGUAUUAGUUAAAGAGCAAUCUGCAGUUCAAACAAGCUUAUAUUUCGGGUUCUGGUGGGGUACGACAGACGAACUAAGCUCGUGAUGCCUAAUAAGUCAUGUUUGUCAAGAAUCAUUGGCCGUAUAUCAUGAAUUUGAAGUCCAAAAUGGAUGUAGCAAUCACAGAUUGCCCAUUUAAGGGCCAACAUUUUUAUUGAAAAGAUGUUGCUACAAAGUGUAUAUGAAUUAGUGCAUAUUUAUUUAGAUGCAUUUUUAGGAGGGUAUAAACAUUUUAAUUUUAAACAAUGUUUGUUCUAUUUGCUAACCUUGGUAUAAUUUUUCAAUGGCAGUAGUUAAACAAGUAAUAUCAAUGUGCCUUAUCUUGCAAUUGUUUGUGUCCUAAAUACCAAUGAAAACAGCAGAGCAAAAUAAAGUGCAAUCAAAAGAUUUGUUGAGCAGAUUCAUUCUGGCAAAUGUCUUACCCAUCAGGGCAACACAUAUGGCGAUGUCAGACUGAGCUUUUAAUGCAAAGCUACAGGUGCACUGACAUUUAAACAGACAUGCCUUUUCUCUUUAUGCAAUUUAUUAAUUCUACCUAAGGGCACAACGCAUUACACACAUUCCACAUGUGGCCAUCUACUAUUAUGAAGCUGUCUGGAAUACAAGUCACACAGCUGUCUAACAGUAGAGGGGGAUGUAAUAAUGACAAUUAUGUUGGAUAAAUGUCUGCUAUUAUUACUGAAUAUAGCUAGUCUGACUCAAUGAAUCUAGAAAAAGCUAAGGAGACUACUGAUAUUCUAUUAGAAAAGUGUGACUUUACUGUGAAUGUUAUAUAAAUUGAGGACAA